GUUGAAAAGAGUUCUGUUGGUCCUCCAAUCUCUAUUUCUUGAGUAGUAGAGCUGUAGUGCUGUAGUAGUCGAUUGCAAGCAGAGAACGCUGGUACCGUACUUGCAGUAUCCGAGCACUUGCACAAUCGCUCACACUCAUCACUCAUCAUCCCAGAUCCACCGGUAAUAGCGCCGGGUACCGGUAUCCAGUUGCUCAACAUCACAGCAUCUCGACAACUUCUUGUUUUGAUAAUACUUCGCACUGAGAGGCUUUGCCAGCAGACAAAAGCAGAAUAAAAUUCACUGCCAGCUGCGUCGCAUCUAUAGAUUUCCUUCGACCGACUUGAGAAAGAAUACCCACCUUUACCCAUACUAGUACGCGGUUAGCAACCAAGAACCAAAGCAGAGAGCAUCAUGGAUCAGGCGGCUGCGGAUUUGAACAAUGUUGCCGUGGCGUAUCUGGAAAGGGGCGACCUGCGAAGAGCGUUGGAACUCUUUCGCACUGCCCUACGCACCACAAUGGGAGAGCUGCGUCCCGCCGGGGCCCCGCCGUUAGUACCCCCGCCUAUGCCUCCUCAAGAGCAGCAACAUCAGGCUGCCGGGCAGGGGCCCGCCAACAACGAUAAUAGGCAGCAUCCAAGAGAUACCAAACCCGAGUUCAACAGUCCUGGGACUCCCUUUGUCCACUGUCAGGGAUUUGGCAUCGUUGGCACUCCAGGGUCUUACUCUCCUGAUCCUCUCAUCAACACUACCGUGAUCAGUACCAUUAUCAUAUUCAACUUGGCCGUCGUCUACCACCUCAAGGGUCUUCACGAGAAGGCAUUGAACGAGUCUCGCUUGCACAAGGCCCGUUCCCUCUACGUCAAGGCGCAUCUUCUGCUGAAUGAUGCUGGCGUAUCGUACGGUUCAACCGGCAACGCCGUUGUGGAUCUCUUGUCCAUGGCCGUGUCAAACAACUUGGCACAGGUCAGCUACGAACUAUCGAGCUAUGACGAGUCAAGAGCCCACUUUGAUGGAUUGAUACGCUUUGCGCUCACCGUUGUCCCCAGUCGCUACGGGGACAGGUACGUUGGAUCGAUCAUGGACCAGCAGAAGUCCAAUUUCCUCCUGAAUGCCAUCAUCCUUCAUGCUCCCAAUCUGGCACCGGCUGCCUGAUUCAUGAGGCGCACUGAAGAGCGGCUAUCGCGAGUGAGAAGGAGCAUCAGUCUUUCCCUGCUGAAUGCUUGAAGGUUGUACAAUUAGUUGGAUGGAGGGUUUCUGGCUGGAAGAGGCUGGAAGGCAAUGAGCUUGGAGGAGUCAAAUGCAGAUGUGACCCUGGUCUAAGAAUCAAGGUUAAAGAAGGGGCAGUGAAAUCGCAGCUGAUCCCCAUGAACGAACUAGCUACGGCGCGGUACGAUUUAGCAGCGUAAUCCUGAUGCAUGACAAUGUAUUAAUAACAAGUAAAGUGUUUGUUUUGGUGAUCCUCCUUCAGCUUGCU
This is a messenger RNA of Seminavis robusta, 1456 nucleotides long. The record is from the annotation of a GenBank genome assembly. Lineage: Eukaryota; Bacillariophyta; Bacillariophyceae; Naviculales; Naviculaceae.